This is a messenger RNA of Ostreococcus lucimarinus CCE9901, 414 nucleotides long. RefSeq names its product Putative mitochondrial ribosomal protein S9 (gene MRPS9). The transcript has a single exon. Bases 1 to 414 code for a protein of 137 amino acids. Gene Ontology annotation, biological process: translation. Gene Ontology annotation, cellular component: ribosome; cytosolic small ribosomal subunit. The record is from RefSeq and is a predicted model, not a curated record. NCBI's taxonomy places the organism in Eukaryota, Viridiplantae, Chlorophyta, Mamiellophyceae, Mamiellales, Bathycoccaceae. Gene Ontology annotation, molecular function: RNA binding; structural constituent of ribosome.
AUGGUUCGAGUUCCCAUUCGUGACGUCGCGGGAAGGAGUUACGGCACCGGGAAGCGUAAAACAGCCGUCGCGCGCGUGUGGCUCGCCCCGGGCUCGGGCGAACACAAGGUCAACGGCAAGCCCUACGACGAGUACUUCUCCUCUCCCGCCGCGCGUGCGGACAUGAUCGCGCCGUUUUUCGUGAGCGAUACGUUAGGUUUAUUCACCGCCGUCGUCGACGUCAGGGGCGGUGGGAUCUCCGGCCAGGCGCAGGCGGUUCGUCACGGCGUCUCCGUCGCGCUGCAAAACUACGACCCGGCGUUUCGACCGGCGUUGAAAGCCGCGGGGUACCUGAAGCGCGAUCCGCGCAUCGUCGAGCGCAAGAAACCGGGCAAGGCCAAGGCGCGCAAAUCGUUCGCCUGGGUCAAGCGUUAG